AUGAAAUCAAUAUAUUUUUUGGCAUUUUUGAAUUUUCUGAUUGAAGUCGAUUCGGGUGAGUAGGUUGAAUUUCGAGAGAUGGAAGACACAAAUAGUUUUGUCGAGGUAUAGCGAAGAAAACCCUAGAAUUAGGUUAAUCACCAAACGAUGUAAUGUUAGAACGCUAAAUUUUUGGUCCAAACUACGUAAUUUAUUUGAAUUCUAUAAGUUCCUAAUCUCAAUUUUCUCGUGGUGUCGGAAUCGAUACAUUUCGAAAAAUAGUUUAAUUCUUCGGAAAUCUAGUUCAGAAGUUUGCUUGCACAGUUAACUCAAAGAAUGUCUGAUUUAACCUUUCAUAUCUGAAAAAUCAAGAAACUGUAUUUCAGGAAUAAUUCAAAGAGAUACUUCAUACAAUUCUUUGGUUUUUUCAAACGGCGAAACUGAACUCGGAUGUGAAAGUGUAACUUGUUAUGGUCAAAAUGAAUGCCGAAUGGUGAAUACGACACUUUGUCUUACAAAAUCAACAAAUGGGGAAUGUGCAAAACAACCACUUUGUAUGCUAACUAUUUAA
This is a messenger RNA of Caenorhabditis angaria, 550 nucleotides long. The record is from the annotation of a GenBank genome assembly. NCBI's taxonomy places the organism in Eukaryota, Metazoa, Nematoda, Chromadorea, Rhabditida, Rhabditidae.